Molecule: messenger RNA, 1194 nt
Organism: Annulohypoxylon maeteangense
Lineage: Eukaryota; Fungi; Ascomycota; Sordariomycetes; Xylariales; Hypoxylaceae
Exons: 2
Coding region: 179-733 (184 amino acids)
Source: RefSeq, a predicted model, not a curated record
UCGGUAACUCAGCCUACAUGACGUUACACACCGAGCCAUCACAUGGGCGGUUAUCAUAAACUGCUUUUUCUAUAUAUUCGCGGGGAUCUAUCUCAGAUCGUCGUGCCUACUACCUAGGUAGCUUAUCCUUUCUUCCUACUAUCCCUUAUACUCGUUUUUACGAAUACCCCGCUCCACCAUGUAUAGCCCAAUUCGUUCUGCUAUAAUCUCAAGUCUGUUGCUUCUCAGCUCAGUCACAGCACUUAAGCCUAAUGUAACCGCCGUUGCCGCUGUAGACGGACAUUCUACUAUCCAGUGCUGGCAGCUCGAUAACGAAUUUACUUCCAAGAAUGUCCUAAACCGGAGUAGCAUUUACUCGGCGGAUCUCGGCGGCGUCGCCAACUUAUCUUACACUUUCAUCCCGCCUAACUACGACCAAGGUGUCCACAGCGCACCAUUCAAUCAAUGGGUUAUUUUCAUUAAAGGAAUAGGUUUAAUCACUGUUCCUAAUGAUAACACUACCGCCUAUGUUGCUCCUGGUGAAACAGGCAUCGUAUUCGCUGCUGAUACUCCUGAUAUUACUUCCGACGGUCACCGGUCUCAGUAUCUCGGCGUUACGGAAUCGAUCAUCAUGCAAAUACCAGCCCUAAACAACCAAGUCCCGGCGCACACCGUAUUACACCCAGGAGGCUGCGUUACGUCUGAGAUGUCCGGUUUAUGGGAACUGGCCUUGGGUAUCUCGUCCCAGACUUGACUUCAACAUCUAUCAAAGUUGACAUCGAAUGACAGGGAGUUCAUAUAACCAACAGAAAGACAGCGGAAUUCUUUCGAUAGAUUUCAACCCCUUUUCAUUUAUUUACGGGCUAUGGGUUUGAAGGUGCAUCUGGACGCGCAUUUGGAAAAGAGGGUGUAAUUUUCGGAGGGUUGGUUUAACGGUAGCAUCGGGGAGUUCUUGGGACUUGAACUUUAUGAUCUGAUUUGAUUUACGAAAAUUAUCGAGGACGGUAGUUUGGGAAUAUGCAAGGGAACAGGAAUAUACUAUGUACCACCACUUCCGACCGAGGCCGGGAUAUUAUGUAGCUCAUGCCCCUGCAUUAACUAGUUUAAUAAACUAACAGACACCGGUCGAUGACUAAGUGUCUACUAGGAAGAGAGCUCCACAGACGAUAUGAAAUUGCCACUUAUAUCGGGCCUUAGGUCCUAAAUAUAUAUCUG